UAAGCCUUAACCACCCAGUUUCUCUUCAUCCCUCAGAUUUUUCUUCCAUCAGACGGCGGUGAGAGCGAACACGAAAGGCAAAACCAACUUUUUAUUAACCCCCGUCAAACCCAAAAUCACUUUCUUCUUCUAUCCAUCUAUACCAGAGCUAAACUUUUAGCUAAAUUGUCGAACCCUUUCAACCACUCGUUAUCUUUUUCCCUCUGUGAACCGUCUCAACCUUCUUCAAUUUCAGUUAUCGAGUGUUCCCACCGUCUUAAUUGGUCGUUUUUGAGUUAAAACCCUGUUUUUGGGUCUCCGAUCGCCGGAAUUUUUUCUGGGUUUUCUUCCUAAUUGGAUAUCUUGUAAAUGGGUUGAAGAUAAUAUUUGGAUUUUGGAAGAAAGGAAAAUGGAGUGGGACAGCAAUUCGGAUCUGAGCGGAGACGAGGAAGAGGAGGGCUUCUUACUCAACGAUGGUGGGCCUCUUCCUUUUCCUGUUGAGAACUUAUUUCAAACUGCGCCGUGUGGGUUCGUCGUCACCGAUUCUCUUGAACCUGACCAUCCCAUCAUUUAUGUCAACUCCGUCUUCGAAAUGGUUACUGGAUAUCGUGCGGAGGAAGUGCUUGGUCGCAAUUGUCGAUUCUUGCAAUGUAGAGGUCCAUUUGCAAAAAGAAGGCACCCACUGGUUGACUCAUCAGUAGUUUCAGAGAUCAGAAGAUGUCUAGAGGAUGGCACUGAAUUUCAAGGCGAAUUGUUGAACUUUAGAAAAGAUGGAACCCCAUUAAUGAAUAAAUUGAGGUUAACGCCUAUCUAUGGAGAUGAUGAAACAGUUACUCAUGUUAUUGGUAUCCAGUUCUUCACUGAAGCCGAUAUUGAUCUGGGACCUGUGACCAGUUCUAUGACAAAGGAGUUGACAAAAUCAUCUGAUAGGUUUCGUUCUGCCCUUUCAUCUUUUCGCUUUACAUCUGUUGGGGACCGAAAUAUUUGUCGUGGUGUAUGUGGUAUUCUCCAAUUAAGUGAUGAGGUGAUAUCUUUGAAAAUACUUUCACGAUUGACACCCAGGGAUAUUGCAUCAGUGGGAUCUGUCUGUAGGCGGUUUUAUGAGCUGACGAAAAAUGAGGAUCUCUGGAGAAUGGUCUGCCAAAAUGCCUGGGGUAGUGAAACAACACGUGUUCUAGAGACUGUGCCUGGUGCAAAAACUCUUGGCUGGGGCAGAUUAGCUAGAGAAUUGACAACUCUUGAAGCUUCUGCCUGGAGGAAGCUAACCGUUGGGGGAUCUGUUGAACCCUCCCGUUGCAACUUCAGUGCUUGUGCAGUUGGUAAUAGAGUUGUGCUAUUUGGUGGGGAAGGUGUUAAUAUGCAACCGAUGAAUGAUACCUUUGUACUGGAUUUAAAUUCUAGUAAACCAGAGUGGCAGCAUGUUCAAGUUAGUUCUCCACCUCCUGGUAGAUGGGGUCACACUCUUUCUUGUGUAAAUGGUUCUCAUUUAGUGGUCUUUGGAGGUUGUGGUAGACAGGGCUUGCUUAAUGAUGUUUUUUUGUUGGAUUUGGACGCCAAUCCUCCUGCCUGGCGUGAAAUAUCUGGAUUGGCUCCUCCGCUCCCAAGAUCGUGGCAUAGCUCCUGCACUCUUGACGGCACCAAGUUGAUAGUCUCCGGUGGUUGUGCAGAUUCGGGAGUACUUCUUAGCGAUACUUUUCUGCUCGAUCUCUCAAUGGAGAAACCCAUAUGGAGGGAGAUACCUGUAUCUUGGACUCCUCCCUCUCGGUUGGGGCACACAUUAUCUGUAUAUGGUGGCCGGAAGAUUUUGAUGUUUGGGGGUUUAGCUAAAAGUGGACCUCUACGGUUUCGAUCAAGUGAUGUCUUCACAAUGGAUUUAAGUGAGGAGGAGCCAUGUUGGAGAUGUGUAGCUGGAAGCGGAGUGCCAGGUGCUGGAAACCCAGGAGGGGUAGCACCUCCACCUAGACUGGAUCAUGUUGCUGUGAGUCUCCCGGGUGGCAGAAUACUGAUUUUUGGUGGCUCAGUUGCCGGUCUUCACUCUGCAUCACAGCUUUAUCUCCUUGAUCCAACAGAAGAGAAACCAACUUGGAGGAUAUUGAAAGUACCUGGGCGGCCUCCAAGGUUCGCAUGGGGACACAGCACAUGUGUCGUUGGGGGAACCAGGGCAAUAGUCCUUGGUGGUCAAACUGGAGAGGAGUGGAUGCUAAGUGAGCUUCAUGAACUAUCAUUGGCCAGUUCUGUCAUCUGAUUGAAGAGAGUGUAGAAUCAUGAAAGGAAGCUAUUAUGGAAAGAGAAAAAAACGAAAAACAAACACUUGAGAGAGAGCCAUGAAUUGCAAGAUUGUGGGAUCUUUAUGAGAUUGAUGUGUUGGCAGAAAUGUUAUUGCUCUGGUCAGGACUCUGUAUUAGAUGUUUGUUCCAAAAGUGCAUAUUCUUGUAAGGAAUUGUUCUGACUCAGAAUAAAACUUUAAAUUCAGUUUCAACGAGUGGUGCGGAUACCAAUUCUUGUGUUCUCUGUGAGGUUUAGCAAGAAUCUUUUCUUCUGUAUUAUGCACAAUGGAGUAUAUUCUUCUUCCAUAGUAGGUAGACAGAUAGGUUUAAGUUCAAUGAUCUAUAUAAGUAGGGCAUAUUCUUAUUAUAUUAUAAGAAUAUUUUGGUCUAAUUCAGAUUCUAUAGGAUUUGGAACAAAGCAAGAGGGAGUGGGUCCAUGUCUGUCUGUAAUAACUUUUCUGCUCAGGUUGGCCAUCUAUUCAUGACCUCAAGAUGUGAAAUAGAAGCAAGCAACAUUGCCACUGAAGGAAGAAGGAAAAAAGGCAUCAUCCAAAACCCCUUCUCUUUUCUGUAAAAGUAACACUCUGCUUAUCUUAUUUAUAUAUUUUGCUGUCUUUGGUUGGCUGUGUAGCUUAA
Messenger RNA from Benincasa hispida (wax gourd), 2882 nucleotides. RefSeq names its product adagio protein 1. Gene Ontology annotation, biological process: circadian rhythm; response to blue light. Gene Ontology annotation, molecular function: protein binding. Gene Ontology annotation, cellular component: nucleus; SCF ubiquitin ligase complex; cytosol. NCBI's taxonomy places the organism in Eukaryota, Viridiplantae, Streptophyta, Magnoliopsida, Cucurbitales, Cucurbitaceae. The record is from RefSeq and is a predicted model, not a curated record.